Messenger RNA from Rhinolophus ferrumequinum (greater horseshoe bat), 3314 nucleotides. It is a transcript of the gene MED15, whose product is annotated as mediator complex subunit 15. Gene Ontology annotation, molecular function: transcription coregulator activity. The record is from RefSeq and is a predicted model, not a curated record. Bases 78 to 2489 code for a protein of 803 amino acids. NCBI's taxonomy places the organism in Eukaryota, Metazoa, Chordata, Mammalia, Chiroptera, Rhinolophidae. The transcript has 18 exons. Gene Ontology annotation, biological process: regulation of DNA-templated transcription.
GGUUUGGGCCUGGCGCUGCGGUUGAGGCGGCGGCGGCGGCCGAGUGGGACACGGGAGGUGGGAGCUGGGGGACCGGCAUGGACGUUUCGGGGCAGGAGACCGAUUGGCGGAGCGCCGCCUUCCGGCAGAAGUUGGUCAGUCAAAUUGAGGAUGCCAUGAGAAAAGCUGGUGUGGCCCACAGUAAAUCGAGCAAGGAUAUGGAGAGCCAUGUGUUCCUGAAGGCCAAGACCCGGGACGAAUACCUCUCGCUGGUCGCCAGGCUCAUUAUCCACUUUCGAGACAUUCAUAACAAGAAAUCUCAAGCUUCCGUUAGUGACCCUAUGAACGCGCUACAGAGCCUGACUGGCGGACCUGCCGCAGGAGCAGCUGGAAUUGGCAUGCCUUCUCGGGGCCCAGGACAGUCCCUGGGCGGGAUGGGCGGCCUUGGCGCCAUGGGGCAGCCAAUGCCCCUCUCCGGGCAGCCACCCCCAGGCCCCUCAGGGAUGGCUCCCCACGGCAUGGCUGUUGUGUCUACGGCAGCUCCACAGACUGGGCCUGACUCCUGGGUCUGGUCUCCAGCCCAGCUGCAGCUCCAGCAGGUGGCGCUGCAGCAGCAACAGCAGCAGCAGCAGCAGCAACAGCAGCAGCAACAGCAGCAGCAGCAGCAACAGUUCCAGCAGCAGCAGGUGGCGCUGCAGCAACAGCAGCAGCAGUUCCAGGCGCAGCAGAAUGCCAUGCAGCAGCAGUUCCAGGCAGUGGUGCAGCAGCAGCAGCAGCAGCAGCUCCAGCAACAGCAGCAGCAGCAGCAGCAGCAGCACCUGAUUAAAUUGCAUCAUCAAAACCAGCAACAGAUACAGCAGCAGCAGCAACAGCUACAGCGGAUUGCACAGCUGCAUCUGCAGCAGCAACAGCAGCAGCAGGCUUUGCAGGCCCAGGCGCCCAUCCAGCAGCCACCAAUGCAGCAGCCACAGCCUCCACCCUCCCAGGCACUGCCCCAGCAGCUGCAGCAGAUGCAUCACCCACAGCACCACCAGCCUCAGCCCCAGCCCCAGCCGCCACAAGUUGCUCAGAACCAACCAUCACAGCUCCCGCCACAGUCGCAGACCCAGCCUUUGGUAUCGCAGGCUCCAGCCCUCCCUGGACAGAUGCUAUAUGCCCAAACACACCUGAAACUUGUCCGAGCUCCAAUGGUGGUGCAGCAGCCGCAGGUGCAGUCCCAGGUGCAGCCCCAGGUGCAGCAGCAGACCACGGUGCCGACAGCUCAGGGCCCCCAGAUAGUGGGUUCCGGAGUCCAGAUGAUCGCCGCAGCCUUGGCCCAAGGCGGGAUGCAAGUAAGAGCCCGGUUCCCGCCCACCACCGCCGUGUCUGCCGUCCCGUCAAGCUCCAUCCCUUUGGGCGGACAUACCUCAGCACAGGUCAGCCAGAGCAGCCUCACCAUGCUGUCCUCGCCGUCGCCGGGCCAGCAAGUGCAGACCCCGCAGUCGAUGCCCCCUCCCCCGCAGCCGUCCCCGCAGCCCGGCCAGCCCAGCUCGCAGCCCAACUCCAACGUCAGCUCCGGCCCUGCCCCGUCCCCCAGUAGCUUCCUGCCCAGCCCCUCACCACAGCCCUCCCAGAGUCCUGUGACGGCGCGCACCCCGCAGAACUUCAGCGUCCCCUCCCCGGGACCUUUAAACACCCCUGUGAACCCCAGCUCAGUCAUGAGCCCAGCGGGCUCCAGCCAGGCCGAGGAGCAGCAGUACCUGGACAAGCUGAAGCAGCUGUCCAAGUACAUCGAGCCCCUGCGCCGCAUGAUCAACAAGAUCGACAAGAAUGAAGACAGAAAAAAGGACCUGAGUAAGAUGAAGAGCCUUCUGGACAUCCUGACAGACCCCUCCAAGCGGUGCCCCCUGAAAACUCUGCAGAAGUGUGAGAUUGCCCUGGAGAAACUCAAGAAUGACAUGGCGGUGCCCACGCCCCCACCACCCCCAGUACCGCCAACGAAACAGCAGUACCUGUGUCAGCCGCUCCUGGAUGCCGUCCUAGCCAACAUCCGCUCGCCUGUCUUCAACCAUUCCCUGUACCGAACAUUCGUGCCCGCCAUGACAGCCAUCCAUGGCCCACCCAUCACGGCACCAGUGAUAUGUACCCGGAAGCGCAAGUUUGAAGAGGAUGAGCGGCAGAGUAUCCCCAAUGUGCUGCAGGGGGAGGUGGCCAGAUUAGACCCCAAGUUCCUGGUGAACUUGGACCCUUCCCACUGCAGUAACAACGGCACUGUCCACCUGAUAUGCAAGCUGGAUGACAAGGAUCUCCCUAGCGUGCCACCGCUGGAGCUCAGUGUGCCCGCUGACUACCCUGCCCAGAGCCCACUGUGGAUUGACCGGCAGUGGCAGUACGACGCCAACCCCUUCCUGCAGUCGGUGCACCGAUGCAUGACCUCGAGGCUGCUGCAGCUCCCCGACAAGCACUCGGUUACGGCCCUACUCAACACCUGGGCGCAGAGCAUCCACCAAGCCUGCCUGUCGGCCGCCUAGCUUCACCUCUGCAGCUUCUCGGGACCACGGGCUCAGCGGCUGCCUUGUCGGGGCCGUAGAGGACGCAAGCCUCGCCUUGUGUUGGACCUUUCUAGGUGUCGGCUCUCUUAGAGAGCUGGGCUUAGGUUAGCUUCUCUGCUUUUAUCUUCUGCCUUGGGGACCUACCAGACAUUUUCCCACACUUGUUCCGGACUGGGACAGGUGACUACAGAGCUGGCUAUUUCGGCGGUGAGCACGGGAGUUCCUCCAGGGAGGUGGAUGUGCCCCUGGACCUACACUCCUCAGGCCGCUGUCCCGGUGGCCUCUGUAGGGCCCGUGUCCUUCCUUAGCAGGUGGGGGAGAAGUCAGGCCCCAUGAGAGCCCCUUGUUCGUGUGCCAGAAAGCACUCUCCCCGUUUCUGUAGGGAAUCGUGGAGAACAUCGGAAACCCUUAAAACACACAGAAUUCUCUGAUCACAGCUGGGUUCAGACCGUGACACUGUUGGCAUAUGGGGCACCAGCUGCAUCUCAGAGGAAAGUCUGGCCUAUGGGUGGCUGCAAGUCCCCACCAUCAGCUGGACCUCAAACCUCACAGCAUUCUCCCAUUAAGCCCUGGGGGCAGCAGGGAGCAGAGGUGUUGGGGGGACCCUGUCCCUGGCACAGGGCACACUAGUUGGGCCUACUCAUGGGUCAGGUGCCAUACGUGGGACCUGACGUCCUCAGAGCCACUCCAGAGUGAGGGCUCCCUGACGGCAUCAGCCGGCCCUCUGGUGACGAGAGGUUCCCCCUUUUGUAUAUGCACUACCAUGUCAUCUGUGAUUCUUAUAAUAAAUUUAUUAUUCCCGUG